Spirodela intermedia is the source of this 2199-nucleotide messenger RNA. The record is from the annotation of a GenBank genome assembly. NCBI's taxonomy places the organism in Eukaryota, Viridiplantae, Streptophyta, Magnoliopsida, Alismatales, Araceae.
AUGGGAAACUGCGUCCGCAGGAUGCUGCAGAAGAUCUUCCACAGAGUCCCCUGCGACAUACCUAUCAUCUCGACUCCGGAGAAGCUCCCCUCGGCCAUGCCGGCUUCUCUCUCUAGUAAGUUCUCGUCGGCGGAGAUGGAACCCGUGCUGCAGAUGCCCCUCUGCGAUCUCUCCUCAAUGUUCAUCCUGGAGAGAGAACUGGGGAGGGGGCAGUUCGGCGUGACCUAUCUCUGCACCGAGAGGGCCACCGGGGGAAGCUUCGCCUGCAAAUCCGUCUCCAAGCGGAAGCUCGUCGACUGGAGAGAUAUCGACGACAUGCGGAGGGAGGUGACGAUCCUGCAACAUCUCUCAGGGCAACCCAACGUGGUGGAGUUCAGAGGAGCAUACGAAGACCAUGAGAAAGUUUACAUCGUCAUGGAGCUUUGCUCCGGCGGCGAGCUCUUCGACCGGAUCGUCGCCAAGGGGAGCUACUCCGAGAAGGAGGCUGCCGCAGUCUGCCGGAGCAUCGUCACGGUGGUGAACGUCUGCCACUUUAUGGGCGUCAUGCACAGGGACCUCAAGCCGGAGAACUUCCUCUUCUCCGGCGCCGGCGAGGGCUCCGAGCUCAAGGUCACGGAUUUUGGUCUCUCUGUCUUUAUCGAGGAAGGUCAGUUCAGUUCAGUUCCUCCGCCGAAAAGCGGCGGCGGCGCCGGGCACUGACCUCUUAUCGCCGCCGUGUUUCUCUCUCUUCUGCCGCAGGGAAGGUGUACCAGGGUAUCGUGGGGAGCGCGUAUUAUGUGGCCCCUGAAGUCCUUCGCCGGAGCUACGGGAAGGAGAUCGACGUUUGGAGCGCGGGAAUCAUCCUGUACAUCCUCCUAAGCGGCGUCCCCCCGUUUUUGGCCGGUAAGGAAGGAGAGGGAAAACCCGGGCUUCUGAUGCAUUCUCUUUUCCUGCUUGACCGUUGGCCGGAAUCUUAAGUUUCUUCGCGGUAGAGACGGAGAAGGGGAUAUUCGACGCGAUACUGCAUGGGAAGCUCGACCUGGAGAGCGAUCCCUGGCCGUCCAUCUCCCCCGCCGCCAAGGACCUCGUCGAGAAGAUGUUGACUCGCGACCCCAAGCAACGGAUAACCGCUGCUCGGGCCCUCGGUAAGUCAACCACGAGCGUUUCGGAUCAUAAGUCAACCAUGGUCACGUCGGUCAAAAUGGGACAGAUCAUCCGUGGAUCCGGGUGGGCGGGGAGGCGUCGAACAAGCCCAUUGGAAGCGCGGUGUUGACCAGGAUGAGGCAAUUCAGGGCCAUGAACAAGCUGAAGAAACUAGCCCUAAACGUGAGCCCUUUUCUUUGUUUUUCCUCCUUCAACGGAAUUUCCUUUUUGGUAAACGUUUUCCUCUUCUGGGUGUGCAAGGUCAUCGCAGAGAACCUCUCCACGGAGGAGAUCAAGGGCCUGAAUGUGAUGUUCAGGAACAUGGACGCCGACGGCGACGGAACCAUCACCUACGAGGAGCUGCAGAUCGGGCUUACCAAACUGGGGUCAAAGUUCUCCGAAUCCGAAGUGAAGCAGCUCAUGGAAGCCGUAAGAGGGUUGACUAGGUGUCCCCAGUUGCCAUUUUUGGAAUGUAAAGGCCGCGCGAGCCGUUGACCUUUUUGUGGGUUCCUCGGCAGGCGGAUGUGGACAAGAACGGAACCAUUGACUACACCGAGUUCAUCGCGGCGACCAUGCACAGACACAAGCCGCUGAAGGAAGAGGACCUGCUCGAGGCGUUCCGGUACUUCGACAACGACGGCAGCGGGUCAGUCAACGCUAUUUCUCUCUCUCUUUCUCAUAAUAAUGCCCUACAUAUAUUAAACUUAUAUAUUUAUGGUUAAAAAAUUGUAAAAAGACCACCACCGGCAUCAUGAACCCAGUAGCUUUUUUGGAAAACGGUAAAAAUGUCUCCUUUAAUGGUUCAUCUCUCCGGUCUUCUGGGCGUCAGAUUAAUCACGAGGGAGGAGCUGAAGCAGGCCUUGGCGAAGCACGGGAUGGGCAACGACGCAACCAUCGACGAAAUUAUCGACGACGUGGACGCAGACAAAGUGGGUGGCGGCUGUGUUCUUCCUCGGGUUUCCUCGCCCCAAGUGGGUCUUCUGUUGACUUUCCUCAUCGAGAUAUUUUCUUCCUCGGAGCUCGCAGGAUGGGAGGAUAAACUACGCAGAAUUCGUCGCCAUGAUGCGGAGAGAGUGA